Messenger RNA from Harmonia axyridis, 1380 nucleotides. RefSeq names its product protein drumstick (gene drm). Gene Ontology annotation, molecular function: DNA-binding transcription factor activity, RNA polymerase II-specific; RNA polymerase II transcription regulatory region sequence-specific DNA binding. The transcript is spliced from 3 exons. The record is from RefSeq and is a predicted model, not a curated record. Gene Ontology annotation, cellular component: nucleus. Bases 437 to 706 code for a protein of 89 amino acids. Lineage: Eukaryota; Metazoa; Arthropoda; Insecta; Coleoptera; Coccinellidae. Gene Ontology annotation, biological process: embryo development; embryonic hindgut morphogenesis; regulation of transcription by RNA polymerase II.
ACACUCGGUGAUCUCUGGAUUCUGUGAUCUUAGUUCUUCAUUUGCAAACGUUGGGCUCAUCGGUUCAUAUGUGGCCCAGGGUACUGCAGUUCGAGCUGUAAUUCGAUAGUAGCGACGGUGUGUGUUCAACUGUUCAAUUAGAGUUUGCGUGCUACUGGUCAUUGCAUUUACGCAGUUAACACGAUACUCUUUGGUUCCCACGCUGUUGGUGUUCGAGGUGAAGUUUUGUAUUGCAAAAUUGACUCAUCCGACGAUCCAACUGAAGAAGUGCGGCUGGUUCAUCUACAGGAUAUCGAAAUUUCCAUAAAAAUCACAGGAGAUAAAUCGAGAAUUACCCGGCUAUAGCGAUUAACUCACCGCAGCACGGACUAGGUAAUAAUCGAAUAAAAAUCUUUGUUGAUCCGCAAAGCGAGAUAAGGCACAAAAAUCGGGCAAAAUGUUUGCGAUCAUGCAGAUCGAGAACGACGUGAGCGGUAGAGAGUUCCGUAGAAAAAUGCGCUCCAAGUGUGAAUACGUUUGCAAGUACUGCCAAAGGAGAUUCACCAAAAGCUACAAUUUGAUGAUACACGAGAGGACUCACAAUUCAUUGACUUUCAUCUGCGAAGUCUGCGGGAAGAACUUCAAGAGGCAGGACAACCUGAAACAGCACAGAACAAUACACUAUCCAUCAUCACCAUCAACUCAUAACUGCUGUUCCAGAUACUGACAAUAAUUCGAAAUAUUAACCAAUUCCAUUUCAGUAUUCAUCAGUAUUCUAUUUAUUGUAUUGUUUGUAUUACAAAUGUACAUAUUUUAAAUUAUAUAGGUUAACAUAUUUAAUAUCAAAAUCGCAAUAUAUUUAUAUAACUCGGUAAAAAUAUUAUGUUUCAAUUCGACACGUUGUUAAUUUAUAAAAACCAGACUAUGUGAUGUCUAGUCUAAAAUUUAUUUUAUAUUAAAUGAGUUACUAAAAUCUAAGACAGGUGUGGAAUUGCAUUGAAAUCUGACAUAGAGCGAUGAAGAUCAAAUUGUAGUAAUAUUAUGACAAAUAUUUUCGAUAAGAUGAAAACAUCUUGAGUUGAUCGUACUGUGUGGGAUUUUGUGCAAUUCAUGCAAUAUUCUAGUGCAAUUAUCUAAUUGUAUUACUUUGAAUUUGCGAUGUUUCAAGCUUCCAAUGUAUCUUUAAGGUUCUUCCCGAAUAACAUUCUACUAAUAUCAUUCGAAACUGUGAAUGAAAACUGAAUUCUUUUUGUGCUAUGCAAAAACUAUGUCAGUAGCUUGUUUAGUUCGUUAGACUUGAUGCAAUAUAAAAUACGUAACUAUUUUAGAAGAUAUUUAUUAAAUUAGGACCUACAGCUUCAUAUAUUUGUAUAUUUUUUGUAGAAUAAAAUUUCACCGACA